AGGUAUUUUUAUUUUUAAUCCCUAGAAAACUUGGGGACUUCAAAGCGUUCAGGCUGUGUGGAAUCAAAGUGCACGCAGCCUCCCCCAACUAUUGAUCCCAGCUCCGAUUUCUCCCCCAAAUCGAUCUAGAAAACCUAACCUCUUCUCUCUUUUUAGGGUUAAAGUCCAGCGAUGGUUUUCACGCAGAAACUGCACGAAGCGUUCAAGGGCACGGUGGAGAGGAUCACGAGCGCUCGAACGGUCUCCGCUUUCAAGGAGAAGGGCGUCCUCAGCGUCUCCGAGUUCGUCAUCGCCGGCGACAAUCUCGUCUCCAAGUGCCCUACUUGGUCCUGGGAGGCGGGGGAAUCGAGCAAGAGGAAGUCCUAUUUGCCUGCUGAUAAGCAGUAUCUCAUCACGAGGAACGUGCCUUGUUUAAGAAGGGCAAUUUCAGUAGAAGAAGAGUAUGAAGCUGCAGGCGGGGAAGUUCUUCUUGAUAAUGAUGAUAAUGAUGGUUGGCUUGCAACUCAUGGGAGACCAAAUGAGACAAAGCGUGAUGAUGAGGACAGCUUGCCUUCCAUGGACAACCUAGAAAUUAGUGAAGGCAGGACUAUUAGAUCUAUCUCCUCAUAUUUUGGUGGCAAGGAUGAAGAGGAUAUACCCGAUAUGGCAGAGUAUGAUGAAUCUGAAAAUCUUAUUGAGUCUGAUCCCGCUACCUUGCAGUCUGCAUAUCUUGUUGCACAUGAACCUGAGGAUGAUAACAUUCUACGCACUCGAACAUAUGACUUGAGCAUCACCUAUGACAAGUAUUACCAAACUCCUCGAGUGUGGCUUACUGGAUACGACGAGUCACGGAUGCCUUUACAACCAGAACUUGUACUGGAAGAUGUUAGCCAAGAUCAUGCACACAAAACGGUGACGAUUGAGGAUCAUCCGCAUUUGCCUGGUAAACAUGCUUCUGUUCAUCCAUGUCGACAUGGUGCAGUGAUGAAAAAGAUCAUUGAUGUUCUAAUGUCUCGUGGUGUUGAACCGGAAGUUGACAAGUAUCUCUUCUUAUUCUUGAAAUUUAUGGCCUCGGUAAUUCCAACCAUUGAAUAUGACUACACGAUGGACUUUGACCUUGGUAGUUCCAGCCGGUGAUUAAGAGGUUUAUGUGCAGUUCAGCGGCAUAACUACCAUUAAUUAAAGCAUUCAGGCUUAAGGCAGUCUUCUCUCAAUGUACAUAAAACUGAUAUGUCCUUGCGAACGACUAAAUACGUGCAGCAUGAUCUACGUAAGCUCGUAUCUCCGUGUAAGUCAAAUAUGUCGAUAUUUGUUCAAGUAUAUGCUGUGUGAAAAAAAGGCAUAGAAAAAUUAUGGGUAAGAAUUUGUAUAGGCGUGAUUAUUGUGACUUCGACUUUUGGCAAUCUGGUUUUCCGAUGGGGAUUCUGUAAUUGUUAAUUUGGUCUUGGAAAUGUGAGCUUGAUUUAUUGUUAA
Messenger RNA from Asparagus officinalis (garden asparagus), 1452 nucleotides. Its product is annotated as autophagy-related protein 3. Gene Ontology annotation, molecular function: Atg8-family ligase activity. The record is from RefSeq and is a predicted model, not a curated record. The coding region runs from base 172 to 1116 and encodes 314 amino acids. Lineage: Eukaryota; Viridiplantae; Streptophyta; Magnoliopsida; Asparagales; Asparagaceae. The transcript has 10 exons. Gene Ontology annotation, biological process: autophagy of mitochondrion; autophagosome assembly; nucleophagy. Gene Ontology annotation, cellular component: cytoplasmic ubiquitin ligase complex; cytosol.